UGUUUAUUUACUGUUCUAUUAGGCUUGUUUCACAUGUCCCUCUUUCUCUCCCCCCGUGUUACUCAGCUUUAUCGUUGGGAUCCAUUCUCAGACGUAACUUCGGAAUCGAUAUUGAUGCAACACAGAAGCAAUCUCAGUUCAUUGUUGGGAUCCAUUCUCAAUGUGAACCAACGGUAAAAAAUGAAGAAGUCCGCGGAGGAAGGACUGUUACGAAACAAGGCGUCUAAUUAACUGACAUACAUUGGCAGGUUGUGCA
This is a messenger RNA of Linum tenue, 256 nucleotides long. NCBI's taxonomy places the organism in Eukaryota, Viridiplantae, Streptophyta, Magnoliopsida, Malpighiales, Linaceae. The record is from the annotation of a GenBank genome assembly.